UGACCGCAAUAAAGUUUCUAAGAGAUUGUUAUACAAAAAACUAUACAUAAUUUACCUCAAUGCAUUAUUUGCAAAAUUUAAACGCUAUGCGUAGCUAUCAAAAAGCCGCCGAACCAAAGUCGCAAAAGGGCAAUCGGAAAUUCCAUCGGGAAUCACCGACGUCAAUCUCUCGCUGGCAAAGUCUAAUCGAUCGGCUUCGAAGGGGUCUGAAGGGGAUCUCGAAGGGGGUCCGAGUCGAUGCGCGCGCCAUAGAGGGGACCGAAGUAUUCAGAGUGGGGGCCUUAAAGACACGGGUGCCGUCCGACUGUCGGAAUUUGGUGGUAGGGGUAUCGCAGGUUGGAGCGUCACGCGCUGGGUCUCCCCACUCAUUCGUUUGCCACUGAAUAACCCCCACCAAAGAAAGGGCCAGCGCCACCAGCACGAGCAUUCCACCGGUGCCACGCUUCGACAGCACGGUAGAAGACGCUCAGUCGUUCUUCGAGUCAGUCGAGGUUUGAGACCCGUUGUGAACGGUCGCUUCUCUAGCGACUCGAACGCAAGAGAAGACCUCUCUGACUAGAGAUCACGUACUAUCUUACGAGUUCCCCUUGCAAACAUCGAGUUUGAGUUCCGUAAUUUCUUUCAAUUUUUUUCGAGCAUCGGAUUGACAAGUAGAGAAAAGAAAGGAAUAUUCAGGAGCGCAACGAACAGUUGGAUUAUCAGUGAAGUGAUUGACUUCAGUUCGCGCAAAGUGUGAUUUCACUUAAAAAAGUUAGAUAAUUUGACUUGAAAAAGUUUUGCGGUUUUGUGAGAAACAGCGAAUAAACAAUGGUGACUGGAGUAGGUGCCACGAUGCCGACGGGUGGUGUCACCGUCGGCGCUACACCGCCCGCGCAACACGUGCCUCAAGAGGCAGGUCAGGCUCCACCGCAAGCCACCCCUACAGCUACGACGACUACAAGACGAUCAGGAGAAAAUCGACGGAGCAAUAAACCUAUUAUGGAAAAACGACGUCGAGCACGUAUCAACAACAGUUUAAAUGACUUGAAAACUCUUGUUCUGGAAUCUAUGAAAAAAGACCCGGCACGGCAUUCAAAGCUCGAGAAGGCUGAUAUUUUGGAACUGACUGUGAAACACUUGGAGAACCUUCAACGACAGCAAGUUGCUCUUGCCGCAGCGACAGAUCCAAGUGUCCUCAAUAAAUUUCGCGCUGGCUACUCGGAGUGCGCCAACGAAGUUAACAGGUUUCCCGGUCUGGACGCUUCGGUGAAGAGACGACUAAUGAGCCAUUUGGCUACGUGCCUGGGUCCGAUUGAAGCCAACGGCCAAACAGCGACGGCGACGCCUCAGCAGCCUGUUCAACCGGCGCCACCGACGACGCAAUUACAAGUGCACAUCUUGCCGCCUCAAGUCGACGCUACCCCGCGGAUUCAAGUACAGCAGUCAAACGGGAUUUUCUUCACCAACGCAAACGGCACUGGUUUGCAACUGGUUCCAACUAGGCUACCAAACGGUGACAUCGCUUUGGUACUUCCGGCGGGAGCAAAGACGGCACCGGUUACAUCACCGUCGUCGUCGCCGGCACCGAGCUCACCGCUACCGACCCUGAUCCCAAUUCCUCAGAGAACCGCCAGCACUGCGUCUGCGUCAUCGUCGACCUCGUCCAACAGCUCGACGUCCACGUCAGCGGGAAGCCCGGUGGCGUUCGAAGCACCUCCGACGUUCCGCGAGCAGUCUACCGCUUACAGUCCGGCCAACAGCCACAGAGACGUCGCGACAUCCCCGGCGAACGGUUACACCAGUGAUCCGGAAUUCGACCCACGUGUCUACAGCCCUCCCCUUCAGAAACCACUAGCGCUAGUGAUGAGGAAGAGCGUUGUGCCACCCGUCGAGGAUAAGCCGUGGAGACCGUGGUAAAAAAUAAAAAAAAAUAAAAAAUGGACGGCUGUGGGGAUGAUUAUAGAAGUGAUGAUAAUUGAAACUGAUUUUGUGUCGAGAUGGUAAUCCGCGGUCGAUCAACCGCAAAUGAGAACUUAUCGAUUUAUUGUGACAAAUUUACGCGCCGAUUAAAAGAUUUCGCGAAGAACGGAAACAUGUUCCUCAAGUAUGUAAAUUGUUGUAGAUAAGCGCGAGUCCCGUUCGCACGACACCGCGAAAUUAGAGGGUUCAUUGGAAGACGCGAGUUUAUUUCCGAGUGCACGUGCACGGUCGGCCAGUAGCCAAUGAGAUAGUGCCUUGUUAAUAGUGCCUUGUAAAUAUACGUUAAAAAAAAAAAAAAAAUGUAAUGUGUAUCUCAAACCAAGCACAUUUUCUUUCUAAGAUAUCGCGUCGAUCUCCUUUUCCUUUUGUUUCAAUAUUUCGCAUUACUUUUGUCUCAUUAUCUCUUCUUAACAAUUCCUUCUGUAUAUAUGUCACACGUAUAUGUAUAUUAUAUUUUAAGUGCCUUAUGCAACAAGAAUCACUGACGUCUUCCAUUCUGUUUCUUGUAUGUAAAAUCGUAAACGAUUUGUAGCAGUAUCGUUGUGAAAGAACAUUGAAUUGGUUUUUUUCGACGAUACACAAUUUUAGGCUUAUUAUUAUAAGUUAGAAAGUCACGAGAGAGAGAGAGAGAGAGAGAGAGAGAGAGAGAGAGAGAGANGAGAGAGAGAGAGAGAGAGAGAGAG
Messenger RNA from Pseudomyrmex gracilis, 2642 nucleotides. It is a transcript of the gene hry, whose product is annotated as protein hairy-like. Lineage: Eukaryota; Metazoa; Arthropoda; Insecta; Hymenoptera; Formicidae. The transcript is spliced from 3 exons. The record is from RefSeq and is a predicted model, not a curated record. Gene Ontology annotation, biological process: anterior/posterior pattern specification; regulation of neurogenesis; regulation of transcription by RNA polymerase II. Gene Ontology annotation, cellular component: nucleus. Gene Ontology annotation, molecular function: DNA-binding transcription factor activity, RNA polymerase II-specific; RNA polymerase II cis-regulatory region sequence-specific DNA binding; protein dimerization activity. Bases 808 to 1896 code for a protein of 362 amino acids.